CCCCGCAAGGAAGCAGAGCAGCAGGAGAAAACGGGGGGAGGGGACUCUGGCCCGGAGAAAAUCACCCCCGCUGGUCUCAGAUUCUGCUUGGCUGAGUUGCCGGCUUCCGGUAAAAGGACAUGCCCUGCUCUUGCCUGGCGGCGGUGUGACUAUUGACUAAACUAGAUCCAAUCUUGAAAGAACCCGGCCUCUCUCUGGCAGAAACUGAACAGAGGGCUCGUUGCUUCUGCCCUGACGUGAUCUCUUGGCUUGGGACACUGGUUUAGUUUGUUCCCCGGGCGGUGGCGCUGUGCUUGUGGUUUCACUUUGAGCGAGCGGACUGCCACCCCAAAUGAGCACUCGCAGGCGUGCAAAGAACCCUUGUUCACUCCGGGCAUUCUGCUUGGCGUGGGGUACAGAGCGCAAACCUUGCUGGCUCCCAGAUGCCUUCACUCUCUCAGUCCUAUUACCGAGGUUCUAUGGUUUUCUGUCUGCUUGUACUAAAGAACCAUAUUCCUGAGGACUGCCUUAGCCAUGGCCACAGGAGGGAAGGGCAGCCAUUCCAACCCCGCUCCUUAUACUAAUCGGUUGAUUAAUGAGAAGUCUCCUUACCUUCUUCAACAUGCCCAUAACCCUGUUGACUGGUAUCCAUGGGGUCAGGAAGCCUUUGAUAAAGCAAAGAGAGAGGAUAAGUUGAUAUUUCUCUCAGUUGGCUAUUCGACCUGCCACUGGUGCCAUGUGAUGGAGCAAGAGUCCUUUCAGAAUGAAGAAAUUGGUCAGAUUCUGAAUGAUAACUUUGUGUGCAUCAAGGUCGAUCGUGAGGAGCGGCCAGAUGUUGAUAAAGUUUACAUGACCUUUGUACAGGCAACCAGCAGCGGAGGAGGCUGGCCCAUGAGUGUAUGGUUGACUCCUGAUCUCAAGCCAUUUGUAGGUGGGACCUAUUUUCCUCCCGAGGAUGGAAUUUAUCAGGUUGGCUUUCGGACUGUUCUGCUCCGCAUCUUAGAGCAGUGGAAACGGAACAAAACGACCCUUUUGGAAAACAGCCAGAAAAUCUUGUCUGCACUGUUAGCCAGGACCGAUGUUGGUGCUCGAGGGGAAGAAGCACCCCCACUUUCCAAGGAGGUGAUAAGCAAAUGUUUCCAACAACUGUCAGAAUCCUAUGAUGAAGAAUAUGGUGGAUUUUCAGAAUCUCCCAAAUUCCCUACUCCGGUCAACUUGAAUUUCCUCUUCUCAUAUUGGGCUCUUCAUCGAUCAACCCCCGAUGGAGCACGGGCCCUGCAGAUGGCACUGCAUACACUCAAGAUGAUGGCAUAUGGUGGGAUUCAUGAUCAUAUUGCCCAGGGAUUUCAUCGUUACUCCACUGACCAGCGUUGGCACGUCCCUCACUUUGAGAAGAUGUUGUAUGAUCAGGGACAGCUGGCAGCAGCCUAUGCCAAGGCAUUUCAGAUUUCUGGUGACGAAUUCUUUGCAGACACUGCUGCAGACAUUCUGCUCUACGUCUCUCGGGACCUGAGCGACAGGUCAGGGGGGUUCUACAGUGCAGAGGAUGCAGAUUCCUACCCCACAGUCCAGUCAAAAGAGAAGCAGGAGGGGGCAUUCUGUGUGUGGGCAGCUGAAGAGAUCCGGACGCUCCUGCCAGAUCUCAUUGAGGGGAACCCAGAGAAAAAGACAGUGGCAGAUGUCUUCAUGCAUCACUAUGGGGUCAAGGAGGAUGGCAAUGUGAAUCCAAUGAAGGACCCUCACAAUGAGCUAAAAGGAAAAAAUGUCCUGAUAGUGCAGUACUCCCUGGAACUUACAGCUGCCCGGUUUGGACUAGAGCUGGAGCAGCUGAAGACGUUGCUUGUUAAGAGCAGGGAGAAGCUGUCUAGGAGUCGGGGGCAGCGGCCACGGCCUCAUCUGGACAGCAAGAUGCUGGCGUCCUGGAAUGGGCUGAUGAUUUCGGGCUUUGCUCAGAGUGGGGCCAUCUUGGGCAAGGAGGAGUACAUCGGCCGGGCUGUCUGCGCAGCUGACUUCUUGCGGAACCACUUGUUCAGUGCCAGCACUGGGAAGCUCCUCCGAAGCUGCUACCGAGGCCAAGGCAACUCAGUGGACAAUAGUUCUGUUCCCAUUCAUGGAUUCCUGGAGGACUAUGUCUUUGUAAUCCAAGCACUCUUUGAUCUUUACGAGGCCUCGCUGAACCCAAGCUGGCUGGAGUGGGCUGUGCAGUUGCAGCACAAGCAAGACGAGCUCUUCUGGGAUCCAAAGGGUUUUGCCUAUUUCUCCACCGAAGCUGCAGAUCCUUCCUUGCUCUUCCGCGUGAAGGAUGACCAAGAUGGUGCAGAGCCCAGCCCCAACUCUAUUGCUGUCACUAACCUGCUCCGGGCAGCCAGCUACACUGGCCACAAGGAGUGGGUGAAAAAGGCUGGGCAGAUCCUGGCUGCCUUCUCAGAGAGGCUGUUGAAAAUCCCCGUGGUCCUCCCAGAGAUGGCCCGAGCCACUGCAGCCUUCCAUCUGACUCUCAAACAGGUUGUUAUUUGUGGUGACCCAACAGGAAAAGACACAAGAGAACUGCUGCACUGUUUCUAUUCUACAUACACUCCAAACAGGGUACUGAUUCUCGCUGAUGGGGACAGCACAGGAUUCCUGUACCACCAUCUCCCCUUCCUCUCUUCUCUGGAGAAGAAAGACGGAAAAGCCACCGCUUAUCUCUGUGAAAACUACGCCUGCUCUUUGCCUGUCACCUCCAGCCAGGAGCUGCGCCGCAUGAUGCUGCCCUGAGUUGCUGCCCCCGCCCACCCCCGAUCUCCACUGGCCACCCUUGCAUUUCAAUGGACAUGAGGAGGAAGAGCUAAACAUUUAACGAGACACCACUAGCCGCUUGGACCUCACAAUAAAGACACCUUGGGAAGAA
This is a messenger RNA of Hemicordylus capensis (graceful crag lizard), 2869 nucleotides long. RefSeq names its product spermatogenesis associated 20 (gene SPATA20). Bases 514 to 2736 code for a protein of 740 amino acids. The record is from RefSeq and is a predicted model, not a curated record. Gene Ontology annotation, biological process: carbohydrate metabolic process. The transcript is spliced from 16 exons. NCBI's taxonomy places the organism in Eukaryota, Metazoa, Chordata, Lepidosauria, Squamata, Cordylidae.